This is a messenger RNA of Parastagonospora nodorum SN15, 2500 nucleotides long. RefSeq lists its product as hypothetical. Gene Ontology annotation, biological process: protein deubiquitination. The record is from RefSeq and is a predicted model, not a curated record. Bases 1 to 2310 code for a protein of 769 amino acids. NCBI's taxonomy places the organism in Eukaryota, Fungi, Ascomycota, Dothideomycetes, Pleosporales, Phaeosphaeriaceae. Gene Ontology annotation, molecular function: protein binding; zinc ion binding; cysteine-type deubiquitinase activity. The transcript has 4 exons.
AUGGCGUGCACGCACGUCAACGCGCCUGGUGAGCACCCCGCAUUUGCCUUCAGCAGUGACCGGAACCACUCACUCCUCCACGUCUCCACCAAGAAUCAUCCUCUCGUCCUGAAUAUCAAGCGCACGCGAAAGAAGGUCAAGCGCGAUGAGCCGCCGCAGAAGAUGACAAAGCUUGCGAUCGCGGCUGAAACCGAGACCGACCGCUACGACACCACAACCCAGGUCAAAUGCUAUGAGUGUGGCGUUGAUGACGUCGACAAGAGCACUGGGAAGCUACCAGACGUGGUCGACGCUGUCCUCAAGGCAAACACCUUUGCGCGCCAGGAGGAGGUCAAGGCCUGGGAGCAAGAGCUGACUCCAUGCGAGCACACGCUGUGCUUGGAGCAGGAAGCUGCACGGCAGAUCAAAUCUCAGAGCCUGGGUCAUUGCUCAGAGUGUGAACUCAACGAGAACCUCUGGCUGUGUCUGACGUGCGGUAAUCUAGGCUGCGGCCGUCAACAAUAUGGCGGCACUGGUGGCAACUCUCAUGGUGUCGGACAUACAAAGACCACGGGUCACCCUGUGGCAGUCAAGCUUGGCUCCCUUACGGCUGAUGGAACGGCCGACAUCUACUGCUAUGCAUGUGAUGAGGAGCGUGUCGAUCCUGCGUUGCCUGACCACCUGGCUCAUUGGGGCAUCAAUAUCAAGGACAGGGUCAAGACAGAGAAGAGUCUUACCGAGAUGCAGGUCGAACAGAACUUGCGCUGGGAGUUCUCGAUGGUCACUGAGGAUGGUAAAGAGCUCAAGCCAUUGUUUGGCCCAGACUUUACUGGCCUCAAGAACCUGGGAAACAGCUGCUACCUGAACAGCACUUUACAAGCCCUAUUCGCCAUGCCUGAGUUCAAAGACCGGUAUUACCUGCCAGAUGAAGCGCUGCCCAGCACCAACCAGCCCGCUGAAGAUCUGGAAACCCAAUUGCGAAAGGUAGCAGAUGGCUUGAUCUCGGGUCGCUACUCCAAGCCAGAUAGCGACGUUUUUGUCUCCGAGAGCUCUCCUGAAGUUCCACAUCAGCGCGGUAUCGCACCAGCUAUGCUCAAGCAUCUCGUUGGACGAGGCCAUCCCGAGUUCUCCACUAUGCGACAACAAGAUGCCUUCGAGCUGCUUUUGCACUUGCUCAAACUUGUUUCGCGCACCCAGCACGUUGCACCUCACAAAGACCCGGUGGACGCUUUCCGAUUUGCAAUGGAACAGCGACUGCAGUGCAUUGGUUGCAAACGAGUACGCUACCGGUCCGACGAGCAAGAGAACAUCUCUAUCCCUGUCCCGAUUCGAAGGAUACCAAAGGAUGCGCAGAUGGAAGUCACCGACGCUGCAGGUAAAGAUGCAGAGCAAGAGAAGGAAGAGUUCGAGUCCGUGUCUUUGAAGGAGUGUCUUGACAUAUUCACCGCUGAGGAGAUGGUGGAGCUCACCUGCAGUGCCUGUGGAAGUAAGGAUGGCUUUCUGAAGAGGAGCAUGUUCAAGACCUUCCCGACCGUGUUGGCUGUCAAUGCCCGCCGAUUUGAGCUGGUCAACUGGGUUCCAACUAAGCAGGAUGUCCCAGUCAUUGUCAACGAUGAACCCUUCUCGUUCGACGCCUACAAGUCUCACGGCCUGGUUAAUGGCGAGGAAGUCCUACCAGAAGAUACGGAUACUGGAGCAGCCUCAAACAAAUGGGUGCCAAACGAAGCUGCGUUGUCCAUGCUAGAGGCCAUGGGUUUCCCUAGAAUCAGAUGCGAAAAGGCACUACAUGCGACUGGAAAUGAGGACCCUGAGGCAGCUUCGAACUGGCUCUUUGCACACAUGGAGGACGCUGAUAUCGAUGACCCUGUAGACUCCAACGCAGGCAGUGGCUCUGGUGGCGCUGCUGCUUCAGCUACUAUAGAUCCUGAAAAGAUCGAGAACUUGGGCGCCAUGGGCUUCAGUGCUCCACAGGCGCGACAGGCUUUGAAAGAGACCGGUGGCGAUAUGGAACGUGCUGUGGAUUGGUUGUUUUCUCACCCAGAUGCACAGGGCGACUUUGAUGAGGGCGGCAGCUCAGAGCCCCCCGCAGAGCAGCAAGACAAGUUACUUCCAGGAAGUGACAAGCUGCCAGCAAACUUCCAGCUCCAGUCCAUUGUGUGCCACAAGGGCAGCUCAAUUCAUGCUGGUCAUUACGUUGCGUUUGUUCGCAAGCAGUUGCCAGACGAGCAAGCUCCAUCAUGGGUCCUCUUCAACGACGAAAAGGUUGCCAAAGCAGCUGACGUAGAGGAGAUGAAGAAGUUUGCAUAUGUGUAUUUCUUCCGGCGUUUGUGAAUAGACAUGGUCUAUACAUUGCAUUACUGGCUAGCAUAGCGGGCGUGGAGUUGUGUGAACCAAGCAUUGGUGGAGUAGGUCACGCAUUAUGGAUUGGCAAUGGGGAAAGAGUUGGAAGCAUAUGCGGCGAGCAAUGGAGCAAUAUGGUUGGGAUGGAGCAUAAGAUACAUGAAUGAACGAAUGGUUGCUC